CAAAGAUGUUUGAAAGAAAAGAUAUUCUAAAAGAAAGAGCAACAGAUCUUUUUGCUAUUUAAAGUCUCAAACUCACAUUAUUGCUAGUCAUAUCCAUAUUCCUAUCAAUUUAUGCAAUUAUGGAGAAAGCCUUCAGUUUUUUUCUCUUAAUAUUACUCUUGUUGCUUCACUAUGUUAUGGCUUGUUCAGCCAUGACUAAAACCAACAUUACCACUGAUCAAUUGGCUCUUCUCUCUUUGAAAUCCCAAAUCAUUUCCGACCCUUCUCACUUCUUGGAUGAAAGUUGGUCUCCCGCAAUUUCUGUUUGCCAUUGGGUGGGAGUCACUUGUGGUUCUCGCCACCAGAGAGUGAAGUCCUUGAAUCUUUCUAACAUGGCUCUUAUAGGUAGGAUUCCCCGUGAACUUGGAAACCUCUCAUUUCUUGUUUCUCUUGACUUGGGAAGCAACAAUUUCCAUGGAAAUUUUCCGCAAGAAAUGGCAUGCUUGCGUCGGCUUAAGUUUAUUGAUUUAAGUGUCAACAACUUCAGCGGGAAGGUUCCCUCUUUAUUUGGACUCUUACACCAUCUUCAAGUUCUAAAUCUUGGAAAUAAUAGUUUCACUGGUUCCAUCCCUUGUUCAUUUUCUAAUAUUUCGACACUUGAGACUUUGAAUCUGAAAUUCAAUUCCAUAGAGGGCCAAAUACCAAAAGUGAUUGGAAGUCUUCUAAAACUUAGAGUAUUAAACUUGAGGGGUAACAAUUUGACAGGCUCUAUUCCUCUGUCACUCUCGAAUGCCUCAAGGUUGGAGACAUUAGAUAUAUCUUUUAAUUCACUUCAAGGAAACAUCCCAGAAGGGAUCGGCAAUCUUCACAACAUAAACUGGUUGGUCAUUCAAGCGAAUCAAAUUACGGGUCCUAUACCAUUCACGAUUUUCAAUAAUUCUAGAAUUGAAGUCAUUGCAUUUGCAAGGAAUAGCUUGUCAGGAACUCUUCCCAAUGGUUUAUGCAAUGGUCUUCCGAAACUGAAAGGGCUUUAUCUAUCCACAAACAAGCUUCGCGGUCAUAUUCCUACAAGCUUAUCGAAUUGUUCACAACUUCAGAUUUUGUCUUUACCGGAAAAUGAGUUUGAUGGACCAAUACAUAGUGAAAUUGGAAGAUUGAGUAACUUACAGAUAUUAGGACUCAGAAAUAACCAUUUCACUGGUGAAAUACCCAAAGAGAUAAGCAAUCUCGUUGAAUUGGAGAAAAUUGAUCUUUCACUUAAUAGUUUUAGUGGUUCACUUGAUAUGGAGAUCUUCAACAUAUCAGGGCUGAGAACGAUUGCACUUACAAGCAAUAAUCUAUCAGGAAGCCUCCCGCUAAACAUAGGUUCUAUCUUACCCAACAUUGAAAGACUUUUUCUGGGUA
Capsicum annuum is the source of this 1383-nucleotide messenger RNA. Its product is annotated as LRR receptor-like serine/threonine-protein kinase RGI5. Gene Ontology annotation, molecular function: protein binding. NCBI's taxonomy places the organism in Eukaryota, Viridiplantae, Streptophyta, Magnoliopsida, Solanales, Solanaceae. The record is from RefSeq and is a predicted model, not a curated record.